AGAGAGAAAAAAAGGGAAAAAAAACUUAAGGUCGAAAUUGGGUGAAAACCAAGUAAGGGAAGACGAAGCUUGCCUAUUUAAUGGAGAUACCAAUUUCCAUUAACGCAUUCAGGCAAAUUCAUCAUCGUCUUCGCUUAAUCCCCAAGGCAAUUUCCCCUUCCACCAACCCUCUCGCCCUCUCCAUCAAUACAAACUCCAAGGAGAGGAAGAGAGGUUAUUCAUUCUCAUCUCAACAAUCCCUUCUCCUCUAAAAUCAACGAAGAAUCAUCCUCUCCGUCGAUUUCUGUUCCUUUCUUUCAAACCCAGAAUAUUCCCUUCAAGAUCUCAUAUACCCAUUUCCAAUUUCUCAAUCUGAGUUCCUAUUUAUCCAUUUUUUCCAAUACCCAUUUCUGUAUAUAUUCGAUCUCGAUCGAUCCGAUUGGCCCCUGUUCCUCUAAACAUGGCUUUUCUACGAGCUUUCUCUCUCUUUUGCCUAUUUUCUGUAGCUUUCGCUCAUGAAGCUUUUGAUUCUCAUAUCCUUCCAAGACCACUUAUUAUUGAGCUUCCUGAGGAUGUUGAGAAUCAGGUGAAGGAACUGGAUGGAGAAGUCAGAUUGAGGUGUGAUAGUUGGAGAUUUAAUGUGGAGGCUAACAAUUUGAAUCCGUGGAAAAAGAUUCCGGAAAAUUGUUCUGAAUAUGUGAAACAGUAUGUAACGGGUCGAGCCUAUCAACUUGAACUCGAAAUUGCAUCGAAUGAGGCAGAGGUUUUUGCCAAGAGUGUGAAAUUGGUUGGCGAUGGAAAGGAUGUAUGGAUUUUUGAUAUCGAUGAGACCUUGCUUUCUAAUCUUCCUUACUACACAGAACAUGGUUAUGGCUCGGAGAGUUUCAAACCUGAUGAGUUUGAUAACUGGGUCGAGAAGGCUAUGGCACCUCCCCUUCAGCCCAGUUUAGAACUCUAUAAAGAGCUUUUGGAUCUAGGAUUCAAGCUGGUUUUGCUUACUGGAAGGAGUGAAAAGCAGAGGGAAUCUACAACACGGAAUUUGAUAAAUGCAGGGUUUUAUGACUGGGAUAGGCUCGUAUUGAGGAGAGAUGAUGAUCGAGGGAAGUCCGCAAUACUUUACAAAUCUGAGAAGCGGAGCGAGAUGGAGAAUGAAGGAUUACGAAUCAUCGGAAACUCUGGUGACCAAUGGAGUGAUUUAUUGGGUACUUCAGCUUCGGUUCGUUCGUUCAAACUUCCAAAUCCCAUGUAUUAUAUUUCCUGAAUAUAGGGAGGGGAUGGAUCACAUCAUCAAUGUUAUGCUCAUAAUUAAACCAUGGUUCAAGAUCUCCUAAAGAAUUGUACAUACGUUGAAGAUGUCCAAUUUGUUGGAUCUUGAAUUAAACACAGAGUCAAGAGAGAUCCAUAAAAGCUUUCAUUUAUAUAUUAGUGUUGAUGAUAGGUGAAACUCCUUUAGUAAAUUCUAUUAUCCACAUUUAAUGGAUUCAAAGGAUUGAUAAAUGAAAAUACUUUUAGCAUUCUUGUUUA
Molecule: messenger RNA, 1503 nt
Organism: Benincasa hispida (wax gourd)
Lineage: Eukaryota; Viridiplantae; Streptophyta; Magnoliopsida; Cucurbitales; Cucurbitaceae
Product: acid phosphatase 1-like
Molecular function (GO): acid phosphatase activity
Source: RefSeq, a predicted model, not a curated record